Messenger RNA from Cucurbitaria berberidis CBS 394.84, 4237 nucleotides. Its product is annotated as leptomycin B resistance protein pmd1. The coding region runs from base 204 to 4148 and encodes 1314 amino acids. Lineage: Eukaryota; Fungi; Ascomycota; Dothideomycetes; Pleosporales; Cucurbitariaceae. The transcript is spliced from 4 exons. Gene Ontology annotation, cellular component: membrane. The record is from RefSeq and is a predicted model, not a curated record. Gene Ontology annotation, biological process: transmembrane transport. Gene Ontology annotation, molecular function: ABC-type transporter activity; ATP hydrolysis activity; ATP binding.
CACGUGAGACUAAACCCCUUGACGUUAUGGCCAGCAAACUCGCUCUGCAGUGCCAAUGUCGAUCCCGGUCAUCGCGCCUUGGAGGGGGGCCGCAGCGCCCUGCCUGUGCACGCCUCAAUGCAGACACCUGAAGACCUUUGCGAUACUCAACCGCGAGAGAUCCCUCAAUCAACUCGAGCACCUGAUUCGGGUUUGCACGCCCAAUGCAUGUCAACAAACCCUCACGGGCUUCCAUCAAGCCCUUCUUUGGCUUUCUCCAUCUCCUCUUCUACGCGGAUCCGACAUGGCUGGACAAGCUCCUCAUCGGCGUCGGGGUCAUAGCAGCCAUCGCCGCAGGCAUACCAUUUCCACUCAUAGGAAUUGUAUUCGGCCAACUGGUCGAUGAGAUCAACGACGCGACAUGCAGCAAUCGAUCGGGCGCCUCAAAGGGGGGAGGAGAGGCUUCAAUCACCCCGAAGAUUCUACUGCUUGUCUACAUCGCUAUUGGUAGCUUUGCCUGCAUCUACAUACACCUUGUAUGCUGGAACUUGGCAUCACAGCGGCUAGCCCAACGCGUCCGAGACCGCUAUCUGAGAAACCUCCUUCGACAGGAUAUGGCCUUUUUCGACAACCUCCAGGCAGGAGAAGUAUCAUCUCGCCUCAAUGGCGACAUCCAGGCCAUCGAGAGUGGUACUUCGGAGAAGGUUGGCGUCGCCCUGACCUGCGUCUCCUUCUGCGUGACGGCAUACAUCGUCGGCUUUAUCAAAGACGCUCAUCUGGCCGGCAUGCUAGUAUCCUUAAUUCCUGCCUUCCUGCUCAUGGCAAUAAUUGGCGGCCACUUCGUUGGCAAGUAUAGCGCAAAGCUGUCCUCAUCUUUUGGAUCGGCUAGCGCUAUUGCAUCAGAGUCUCUAAGUCACGUUGGUCUUGUGCAUGCUCUUGGGGCCAGUGCCAGGCUAGAGGAGAAGUUCAGGGCCCAUCUUGGGGACGCUCGUGCUCAGGGUAUCAAAAAGGCCACGACAGCGGCGGUGCAAGCUGGAUUACUUUAUUUCAUUGCUUUCUCUUCUAGUGCCUUGGGAUACUGGCAAGGUAGCCGCAAGGUUGCUGACGCAGUCGAGGGCAAAGGCAAUGCUUCUAUCGGACAGAUAUACACAGUCACGUUCAUCCUUCUCGAUGGUGCUAUUGUAUUGAGCCAGGUUGCACCAAUGCUACCUCUCUUUGGAGCAGCGGUAUCCGCAUUCGAGCGGCUUCGGAAGGACAUCGAAACUCAGCCAACUAUCAACGAUAGUGAAGUUUCUAGCGAGAAGACGUCUACCGUUAAUGGCGCCAUCGAGUUUCGCGAUGUUUCCUUUACGUAUCCAUCGAGACUUGAUCAUCCCGUCCUGAACAACGUCUCUUUGAAAUGCGAAGCUGGUCAACUGACUGCAAUCGUUGGUCUUUCCGGGAGCGGAAAAUCUACCAUUGCUAGUCUCAUCACCCGGUUUUACGAUCCCCAGGGCGGAGACGUGUUGCUCGAUGGACGCAACAUCAAGGACUUCAACAUCAAAAACCUACGAGGCUUCAUCAGCCUGGUGCAGCAGGAACCCUCACUUCUUGACCGAUCUAUCCUAGAGAACAUUGCGUUGGGUCUAGUUAAUUCCCCACCUCACUCGCAUCUGGAGAAGACUCUGCUCAGCGGCAUAUUAGCCAAGCUUGCUGAAGACAUCAGAGGUGGGCAAGACCUUCUCAAGUCUGCAGAGAAAGCUGGACCGGAGGUAGUCGAGAUCGUUCAAUUGGUCCAACAUGCCGCAGAUCUUGCUGACGUUGCUAUUUUCAUUGAUCGAUUAGAGUUCGGCUUUGCUACUCUCGUUGGGUCAAGCGGUAGUUUGGUCAGUGGCGGUCAAAAACAACGAAUCGCCCUUGCUCGUGCUCUUGUUCGCGAUCCCAAGAUCCUCAUUCUCGACGAGGCUACUGCAGCUCUCGACUCGGCAAGUGAGCAACGCAUUCAAGCCGCAAUCGAGCGAGCAUCUCAAGGACGGACUGUUAUUUCCAUUGCUCAUCGACUAUCCACCAUCCGAAGUGCCUCCCGAAUCGUUGUCUUGAAGAAGGGCGAUAUUAUUGAACAGGGUACGCAUGAUCAGCUUAUGGCUCAAGAUGGCUCGUACGCAGAUAUGAUUCGAUUGCAAACCGUCAAAGCCGCAGACGACGGCGCAUCUAGUUCCAGGACCAGCCUAGACUCCCAUGAGAUUGACAAGGUCUCCGACGAGAAGCAAGCCUUGACUGCGCCAGAAGCAGAUAUCCCUUCCCCGGAUGAGGCACAAGGAUCAAAGCUGCCUGAGCAGUCGAAGGGCGAGAUUAUUGCGGGUUCAAUCUUCAAGACAAUGGGACCUUUGAUGCGACCGUAUCUGCUUCUGAUUUUCCUGGCUUUCUUUGCGGCUCUGAUUGUCGGCGGACAGUAUUCUGGCUCUGGUCUCCUUUUCGGAAAUAUCAUGGGCACCAUGUCACCUUGUAACCCACCGGAUUUCAUUCGAUCAAGAGGAAAGCUGCUCUCUGGGAUGUGGUUUCUGCUUGCUUGCAUCGAAUUCUUUGCCAACUUCACGAGCUGGGCAGUGUUCGGACUCAUAUCUGAGCGACUGAUAUACAAAGUGCGUAACCUUUCGCUGCAAUCGCUCCUUCAACAGCCAUUGCAGUGGCACGAAUCUGAAGGCAGAAGUCCAUCGCAGCUUCUCGAGUUCAUUACCAAGGAUGGCAACUCGCUAGCCGGAUUCAGCGGCUCCAUCGUCGGCACCUUGUUUUCCGUCGUCGUCAAUUUUAUCGCUGCCAUCGUGCUUUCCCAUAUUGUCGCUUGGAGGAUCGCAAUCGUAUGUCUGGUAAUUGUCCCACUACUGUUGGGAGCCGGGUACAUGCAGCUCCGUGCUAUUUCACGCUUCACCGUCAAGCACGCCGGCGCCUUUUCAUCCUCAAUUGGAGUUACCAUCGAAGCUGUCUCCAACAUCAAGACCGUUCACGCUUUGUCUAUCGAAGAUGAAAUCUUGCAGACGUAUCGCCGCUCGCUGAGAGCUCCACGCAAGGAAAUGGUGCGGCAGAGUUUCAAGACCAAUGUCUGGCUAGCAAUCGCCAAUUCUUGCGGUGGGUUCAUUUACGCGUUCGCCUACUGGUGGGGCUCGAAGAAUAUCAUCGAGGGAAGAUACGCCCAGACUGAGUUCUUCAUCAUCCUCAUCUCUAUGCUUGUCUCUGCGCAGCUGUGGGGACAGCUCUUCACCUUAGCACCAGAGAUCUCCAAGGCUAAGGGCGCUAUCUCACGCAUAUGCGGACUGAUCAAUCUGGGUACGAACACUUCGACAACGCCCGGCAGACUAUCUCCCAAUCUUGACUUCGAUGAGAAGGAGAAGCAGGACAUCGAAGCUUCGGCCGACUCAACUUCGCCCAUUUCCACGCAAGGCGGCGCUAGCAUUGUGUUCCGCGACGUGAAAUUCUCGUACCCUGCACGACCUGGCAUUCCGGUGCUCACAUCCUUGUCGCUCUCGAUCCAACCUGGGCAGUUUUGUGCGUUGGUCGGUCCUUCGGGUGCCGGCAAGAGUACAGUUCUCGCUCUACUGGAGCGAUUCUAUUCACCCUCGAGUGGUAGCAUUUCUAUCAAUGGGUUCGAUAUUUCCCGCCAUCAUGGAACAACCUUUCGCGAUGAUAUCGCAUACGUACCACAAGACAACGUACUUUUCCAAGGAAGCAUCAAGUUCAAUAUCUCACUAGGAGCAAGGCCGGGCUAUAAUCCAUCGGACGAAGAGAUACACGAGGCCUGCAAGCUGGCAAAUAUCCAUGAGACCAUCAUCGAUCUGCCCCAAGGCUACGAUACCGAGUGCGGAUCCAAUGGCAAUCAAUUAUCUGGCGGGCAGAGGCAACGCCUCUCCAUAGCUCGUGCGCUUGUACGCAAGCCGAAGCUGUUACUCUUAGACGAGAGUACAAGCGCGCUUGACGCAGAAAGCGAAAAGGCCCUUGAACUUGGUCUUGAACGAGCUGUCAAGGGUCAUGGCGUCACAGUCAUUGCAAUUGCCCACCGACUGCGGACCAUCGCUAGAGCCGAUAUAAUAUUUUUGGUGGAGGGAGGCAAGGUAGUCGACCAGGGACGACAUGAGGAACUGGUACAGCGGAGUGAGAGCUACCGUGUAAACGCUCUACACCAGAUGCUGGGUUAAGGUUUGUUCUGCAUAGUACAUAGUAAUGUUUGUAUCAUAAGACUUCGGUUCGACGAAAGCUCUACAUUAUUUAGCAACUGACCCUGUCC